Molecule: messenger RNA, 2080 nt
Organism: Capsella rubella
Lineage: Eukaryota; Viridiplantae; Streptophyta; Magnoliopsida; Brassicales; Brassicaceae
Exons: 11
Coding region: 377-2008 (543 amino acids)
Source: RefSeq, a predicted model, not a curated record
UGCACUAAAUGUUUUUACCCCCAGAUCGAAGGGAUCAGUGUAAAAAAUUUGGCGACGCAAUCACACACAAAAAAAAACUAAUCAUUGAUUCUUUUGUAAAUCCCAGAUACGAAUUUUGGAAAACGAUACAGUAUUCAUUCUAAAGGUCUCUGUUAUUGAUUUUAGGAUUUUACAAUCGGAUUCGAAUCAAAAUCGAUUCUUGUGCUGGUUUGUAAUUUUGUUGGGGGUGGAUCUGAGAAAGUGUCGAUAUGAGAGUUCGAUCUAGAAGAGGGUUUAAGAGACAAUGACUGUAAUGUCUUUUGGAUUUCAGAGUGAUGGCUCAUUGCACUUACUCAAACCUUGACCUUUUGAGCCUUUGUCUUGUUGUUUCUUCGCAAUGCUCACUUCGAAUUCUAAAGAGAAGGAAAGGUCUCUCUCCUUCUUAUGUUGCUGGUACUUAGGUCGUCGACGAGUUGCAAUGCUGCUCCUUCUCAGCCUUGCUUUUGUUGUCUUUGUCUUGGGUUCCUACACUAUCAACAAAGAGAGCAAUAGUCCAAAUAUUCAUCAGAGUAUUGGGACGAUGGAUUUUGGAAGCAACCAAACUCCAGUAAGUAGAGAAUUGACUUCUUUCUAUACAAAGACCUCUAAUGAUGAUGAUCAUAUUAGAGAUUCUUUUCUGUGGAACGGCAUUGGAGGAAGUGAUGUAGACGCCAACCAUCCUCCUCCGUCACUACCUUCAUCACAUCACCAUCCGUGCGAUAGUUUUUCAUUUCCUCCUCCCCCUCCACCUGGAAUGAGAAGGCCUGGGCCACGGCCGUGUCCCGUAUGCUAUUUACCUCCAGAAGAGGCCUUAGCGCAUAUGCCAAAGCUUCCAUUUGAAUCUCCUGUGCUCAAGAAUUUGACGUAUAUUCAUGACGAGAAUCCUGUAAAACGUGAAGAAAGUCAAGGAGGCUCUGAUUUUGGAGGUUAUCCUUCUCUUGAGCAUAGGACUAACUCCUUUGACAUAAAAGAGUCCAUGACAGUGCAUUGCGGAUUUGUUAAAGGAACAAAACCGGGUCAUCAAACUGGUUUUGACAUCGAGGAGGAUAUCCUUCAUGAGUUGGACCAGUUCCAUGACGUGAUUGUUGCGUCAGCUAUAUUUGGGAAGUAUGACAUAAUACAAGAACCAGUGAACAUCAGUGAAAUAGCGAGGAAGAACAUCCCAUUCUACAUGUUUGUUGAUGAAGAAACACAUUUAUACCUUAAGAACACGUCGAGUUAUACAGACGAUAACAAGAGAGUGGGAUUGUGGAGGAUCAUUGUUGUACAUAAUGUCCCUUAUACUGAUGCACGGCGUAAUGGAAAGAUUCCGAAGCUUUUGUUGCAUAGAUUAGUCCCAAAUGUCCGGUACUCUAUAUGGGUUGAUGCGAAGCUCCAGCUUGUUGUUGAUCCAUAUCAAAUCCUUGAAAGGUUUCUGUGGAGAACGAAUUCUAGUAUAGCAAUCUCGAGACAUUAUCGACGUUUUGAUGUGUUUGUAGAGGCUGAGGCUAAUAAAGCUGCAAGAAAAUACGACAAUGCCUCAAUUGAUUACCAGAUAGAGUUCUACAAGAAGGAAGGUUUAACACCUUAUACCGAGGCCAAGCUUCCAAUAACAAGUGAUGUUCCUGAAGGAUGUACAAUCAUAAGAGAACACAUACCGAUCACAAACCUUUUCACUUGUGUUUGGUUCAACGAAGUAGAUCGUUUUACAUCCAGAGAUCAACUAAGCUUUGCAAUUGCAAGAAACAAGAUAAAAGAAAAAGUUGAUUGGAGCAUCAAUAUGUUCUUGGACUGUGAAAGACGCAACUUUGUGAAGCAGGUUUAUCAUAGAGACGUUUUGAUGAACAUGAAACCUCCUCCUCGACCUUCUUCGAGGAUACUUCCCGAGCCACCAGCUUUGCCACGCGGAAGAGUAGUUGGCAGUAAAGCCACAACGGGGAAGAAGACUCCGGGACAACGUGGAAGAAGGCGUCACCGGAAAGUUUCAGCCGGUGGAAGAAAUAUGAGAUAGAAAGAGAGAGAGAGAGAAUACAUACACAUAAUUUUUUCUUCUUCUUGCAAGAUUUAUUUUGGAUGCAAUAUU